This is a messenger RNA of Ciona intestinalis (vase tunicate), 1484 nucleotides long. NCBI's taxonomy places the organism in Eukaryota, Metazoa, Chordata, Ascidiacea, Phlebobranchia, Cionidae. The record is from RefSeq and is a predicted model, not a curated record.
CAAAAAAUAUUUUCUAGACUUAAAAAAUUUGUGGUUUGCUGAAGGGAAAUAACCGAAAAUGGGACUGGUACAAAAUGGUAGUUGACGUCAUUACUACGUCAUCAUUACAUCGUCACAAUUUACAAACGAUUUGAAACCGGAAGUUACAAAAUAUUCGAUAAAUAUGAUUUCUAUGUUUAAUAUCGCUGCUUUCGUCUUCACUAUGACGUCAAUAUUUGUCAAUGGAGAAUCCGUGACGUCAUCAAACCCAACAAACGCCGAAGCAUUGUUACGUCACAUGCAACAAAGGAGUAACGCUGUUCGAUCGAAAUACAUGAUGGAAUUGUACCGAGCCAAAAACACAGGAAUGCCAACCAACAACGCGUUGAAAAGAUCCGAUAUUGUUAGAAGCUUCAGAUCAAUCGAAAGUUACAAAGUUGGUUCAAAGUUGGUCGUCGUGUUCGACCUUUCAUCCGUCCCACGUGAGCGAAUCAGAGGGUCAGAAUUACAAGUGGAUAGAAGCCUCAGUGACGUCACAAUGAUAGAAUUAUGGGAAGGUAUAAACGCUGAAUCGCGUCGUAAGAUUGGAACAAUGAGAUAUAUUCGAACGAACAAGAGUUUCGACACAACUUCUCAAAUAAGAAGAUGGCACCGCGGUGAUUCCCCCGUCACCCCCUUCCACGCAUCGGGGGCCAUCUUACCCCUCACCCCAUUGUUGGUCGUGUAUUCUAACAAUCACCAUUAUGACCUCAUAGAAGCGUCGGAAUCGCGAAUGAACCGACAACGACGAUCGUCACGUGGUCGACACUCCAACAAAUACCGGAAACGACGUUAUCGAGUGAAUAAGAACAAAACCCGCAAGUCAACGUUGCGUCACAAUGACGUAGAGAUAACAUCACACGCCCAGCAAAAGUCGCGAAGAAUUUCCAACGAUUUCGAACUUUCUACGUCAUCAGCUGAUGACGUCACAAUCCAAAGUGGCAACGAGUAUGACGUAACAGAUGAAUGGCGAAAGCAACAAAGUGAUGACGUCAAAGUAGUGAAAGCGAAACACCCGGUGUCGCCGCAGAGAAAACAUCCUUUCAUUAUUUCGACCCCGGCACCCACGGUUGGGGCCACACAUUGUAGGAAAGUGAGUUUCGAGAUUGACUUUGAGAAGAUAGGUUGGGGUUCAUGGAUUGUUUACCCCAAGAAAUACAACGCGUAUAGAUGCGAGGGGCAAUGUAGGACACCUAUGAGGAGUGACAGCAAACCAACCAACCACGCUUAUAUGCAAAGUAUCAUCGCAACCAAACGCCCCGACCUUCACAUACCUCAACCAUGUUGUGUGCCAACCAAACUUAAACCGCUCAGUAUAUUAUAUUAUGAAGAUGGAGAAGUUAAACAAAGAGAUCACGAAGACAUGGUCGUCGACGAAUGCGGUUGCAGAUAAUUUACAUUGAUUGUUUUAUUAUUACGUCAUAAAGUUCCAAUUGUUUCGCUUUUCUUAUGCAAUAAACACAAAA